AUGAAUCUUGUCAUAACAAUCAAUUCAUUAACUGUCUUUCAUAUAUCUAAAAACAAAUAUGAUAAUCCAUCAAUUCAUAAUACAUUUACAUUUAAACCACAGUCUUCUAUUAAUCAUAUGUUACAUAUUGAUUCAUUUGUUGUUACAGAACAAGUUAUUACUAUUGAUAAUACUGCAUCCAUUGUUCUUGGUCAUAUAACUGUCGAAGCUAGUGUCAAUGUUGAUCAGCAAUUUCAUAAUUAUAUUGAACGUAUUUUGAAACGUUUACCAUCUAGUAUCAAAAUUCAACUUUUAUUCGUACCAUUUAAUACUAUUGUUAAACAACAACAACUACAGUCAUCGUUAGUUGAUAAGAAUCUAAAUAGUCAAAUUCUCGAACGGAUCCUCCCAUUAAAAUUUGUUGAUAAUGAAAUUAUUCCAUCAGGAUUUAUAUUUAUUGGACUUGGAACACAUCAAUCGAUUGGUAUAGGAAUGCAUGUCUACAGCCAUUUUAUUCCAACUGUCGAACGUCAAGAACUCAAUCUACAAGAUCCAUACAUUGCCAAAUGGAAUAAAGAACUUCUUUCAACUGUUGGACAAAUUGCUCGAUGUUUCUACGAUCAAACAAUCAACCAUAGUUCACACAAUAGAUCAGAUAACUAUUACAAUGCUCUAAUAAUAUUAACAACCUGUACAUAA
Molecule: messenger RNA, 678 nt
Organism: Adineta steineri
Lineage: Eukaryota; Metazoa; Rotifera; Eurotatoria; Adinetida; Adinetidae
Source: the annotation of a GenBank genome assembly